AUGGAUGCCGCAAUGGAUACAGCAUCUUAUCAGAUCCAAAUCAAUGAUCAACCAGUCACCGUGAUAGAGACCAAGCAGUUGGAUCCGCAACGCAGCAGACUGUUACGCUUAAAAAUCAAAUCCGCGGUCGAUCUGCCAGAAACAAUAAUCGUUAAACAAAAGCGAGAGUAUGAAGAGGCGAACGAGUUCCAAUGUGAGAAGGAAGCCUACGAGAGGUUACAAGAGCUUCAAGGGGUGGUAAUUCCGAUAAUGCUUGGGGAAGGCCUAUUCUGUGGAGUUCCAGCGCUAUUUCUUUCGGAAGUUGAUGGGAAAAAUCUGCAUGAUCUGGCUCGCAACAGUGAUUUGGAUAUUGAAAUGGGAGCUUUGGAGGCUGAACUUGGAUUAUCGCUCGAUGCAUUUUCCAAGAAGGGGGCUGUCUAUUGGGACCAGAGACUGGAUAAUUUCAUGCUUUGCCAAAGUGGCAAGGUCAUGGUCAUCGAUCUUGAGCACGUGAAGUUUCCUAAAACCCUUUUUCCUUGGGAAACUACCAUUAACUCGGCUGGUGUGUCUUCCCUAUUGAGCCGAUUCAAAGACACUAGAGAGCCGAAUCGCCCUUCAACCCCGGUGGCCUUUUGGAACAAAACGAAAAUAGGCGAAUCAGUUCCUUCUGUUUCUUUUCCAGCAUUAGGAUAG
Molecule: messenger RNA, 672 nt
Organism: Talaromyces atroroseus
Lineage: Eukaryota; Fungi; Ascomycota; Eurotiomycetes; Eurotiales; Trichocomaceae
Exons: 2
Coding region: 1-672 (223 amino acids)
Source: RefSeq, a predicted model, not a curated record